Molecule: messenger RNA, 4043 nt
Organism: Jaculus jaculus (lesser Egyptian jerboa)
Lineage: Eukaryota; Metazoa; Chordata; Mammalia; Rodentia; Dipodidae
Gene: Tmem67
Product: transmembrane protein 67
Exons: 28
Coding region: 26-2995 (989 amino acids)
Biological process (GO): cilium assembly
Cellular component (GO): ciliary transition zone; MKS complex
Source: RefSeq, a predicted model, not a curated record
ACUGCGCGGGUCGAAUGCGGGUACCAUGGCGACGCUUGGAGCGGCCAUGGAGAUGGGGUCGGUCUUCCCAGCCUCGGCGGUGACGGCGUUGCUCUUGUCCGUCCUUUGCCGGGUCUCCCAGCCCCAGGCCUUCUCCCUCCCUUUCCGGGAGCCGGAGACGUGCGGCCUCCAUCAGUACUUCGACAUCUCGGCGCUCUCCUGCGUCCCGUGUGGAGCCCACCAGAGGCGGGAUGCCCGAGGAACUUCAUGUGUGUGUCUACCAGGAUUUCAAAUGAUUGCAAAUAACGGAGGACCUGCCAUUAUUUGUAAAAAGUGCCCAGAAGACAUGAAAGGUGUUACUGAAGAUGGCUGGAACUGUAUUUCUUGCCCUAGUGACUUAACUGCAGAAGGAAAAUGCCGUUGUCCCACUGGCCAUAUUGUAGUGGAACGAAAUGUAAAUGGAACAUUGCUAUCCCAAGCAACUUGUGAGCGUUGUGAUGAAAAUGAAAACUCUUUUAUGAAAGCAGAUUCUUUAGGAACCAGGUGUGUCCGAUGUGAACCAACAUUCAUCAAUACUAGCAGGUCGUGUGCAUGUUUGGAACCUAACAUUUUAACAGGAGGAUUAUGUUUCAGCAGCACAGGGAAUUUUCGUCAGCGUGUAAUAUCAACAGCACGGUAUGGAGAGCUUGGCAUGUCUUUAAAUUCCGAAUGGUUUGCAAAGUAUUUGCAGGCAACAGCAGCUGCAUGUUCGAUGUAUGUCAACCUAACAUCUUGCCAAGCUCUUGGAAAUAUGUGUGUGAUGAAUAUGAAUUCUUAUGACUCCACCACAUUUGAUGCAUGUCGGUUGUUUCAGUACAUCUUUGAAAGUAGUGCUGCUUUGAGCAGUGUUCAUUCUAUUCCAUUUUGGAGACAGAAUCUCCCAUGGCUGUUUUAUGGAGACCAGCCAGGAUUGGCACCUCAAGUGCUCACUGCUGUACCUCUUCCUACAAAUUUCAGUUUUAAAGGACAAAGUCAGCUGAAGCUUGUUGCUGCUUCCUAUGAUAUAAGAGGAAAUUUUCUCAAGUGGCAAACUUUAGAAGGUGGCGUUUUACAGCUUUGUCCAGACACAGAGACUAGACUGAAUGCUGCUUAUUCUUUUGGAACCACCUAUCAACAAAAUUGUGAACUUUCUGUCUCUAAGAUAUUAAGUGACUUUCCCAGCCCCAUAUUCUAUGAUAUUUACCUUGAAUACACUGAUGAAGAACAACACCAAAAUAUUUGGGCUAUACCUGUGUUAAAUCUAAAUCUUCAACACAAUAAAAUGUUUGUGAACCAAGACAGUAGCUCUAGCAAGUGGCUUCUUACUCGGCGCAUUUUCCUAGUGGAUGCAGUAAGUGGACGAGAAAAUGAAUUAGAAAGUCAGCCAAGAGUAAUUCGAGUUGCCACCCAGAUAUCACUGAGCAUCCACCUUGUACCCAACACAAAAAAUGGAAACAUAUACACUCCCUUAAUCACCAUUGCUUACAGUGACAUUGAUAUCAAAAAUCCCAUUGUCCAGUCUGUGAAGGUUUCUUUCUCAGUUAAAUAUGAAAUGAAUCAAGGAGAUGCGUCUGUCCAGACAGAUAUUGCUCUGGGUGUAUUGGGUGGCCUUGCUGUGUUGUCAUCGCUUUUGAAGACAGCAGGGUGGAAGAGGCGCAUUGGGAGUCCCAUGAUUGAUUUGCAAACUGUCAUGAAAUUCUUGGUGUACUAUGCUGGUGAUCUGGCCAAUGUUUUUUUUAUCAUCACAGUGGGAACAGGUCUUUAUUGGCUUAUUUUCUUCAAAGCACAGAAGUCUGUCUCUGUUUUUCUGCCAAGGCCAGCACAGGAAGAACGCUUUGUCACUUACGUGGGAUGCUCAUUUGCUCUGAAGGCUUUGCAAUUUUUACAUAAGCUCAUAUCUCAGAUGACUACAGACAUAUUCUUUAUUGAUUGGGAGCGACCUAAAGGAAAAGUUCUUAAAGCUGUUGAAGGUGAGGGCGGUGUGCGGAGCGCCACUGUUCCUGUAAGCAUAUGGCGAACAUACUUUGUAGCAAAUGAAUGGAAUGAGAUUCAGACUGUGAGAAAAAUUAAUCCACUCUUUCAAAUACUUACCGUCCUCUUCUUUUUGGAGGUUGUGGGGUUCAAGAACUUAGCAGUAAUGGAUUCAUCCUCUAGUCUUUCUAGAAACCCAUCAGACUACCUACCACCAUAUAGCCGCAUUUUGAGAUAUGCUGUGUGUACUACUAUUUGGCUGGUCAUUGGAUUUGUACAGAUUGUCUUCUUCGCUGCCUUUUAUGAGAGAUUCAUAGAGGAUAAGAUUCGACAGUUCGUUGAUUUGUGCUCUGUGAGUAACAUAUCGGUGUUUCUGUUAUCCCACAGAUGUUUUGGGUACUAUAUUCAUGGUCGAUCAGUGCAUGGGCAUGCAGACACUAACAUGGAAGAAAUGAAUAUGAAUCUUAAAAGAGAAGCGGAAAAUUUGUGCAGCCAGAGAGGUUUGGUGCCCAACACAGAUGGUCAGACUUUUCAGAUUGCCAUUUCCAGCCAGAUGAGACAACACUAUGACAGAAUUCAUGAGACGCUAACAAAGAGAAAUGGCCCUGCUAGACUAUUGAGUUCAUCAGCGAGUACUUUUGAGCAAAGCAUAAAAGCAUAUCAUGCAAUGAAUAAGUUUCUUGGCUCUUUCAUCGAUCAUGUUCAUAAGGAAAUGGAUUACUUUAUAAAAGAUAAGUUGCUGCUUGAAAGAAUUCUUGGGAUGGAAUUCAUGGAACCCAUGGAAAAAAGCAUCUUUUAUAAUGAUGAAAGUUACUCUUUCAGCAACAUGUUGUAUUAUGGAAAUGAAACCACACUUCUUAUUUUUGAUCUGUUGUUCUUCUGCAUUGUGGAUUUGGCUUGCCAAGAUUUGGUUUUAGCUGCCUUCCUUACAUACCUACAACAAGAGAUUUUUCGAUUUGUCCGCAACACAGUAGGACAAAAGAACUUGGCAACCAAAACACUGGUGGAUCAAAGAUUUCUGAUUUAAUGUAUUAUUUAGAGAACUUAGGGACUCCACAUUAUCAUGGCAAAAAGACAUGAUAUGAACUUAUGUUUUUAAAAACUUGUAAUACAGAUUAUUCUGUUUUUUUAUCUACAAAAGAUUUAUUUUUAUAACGUGUAAAACUAUGUGAGAUAAUGGAAAAUACUGUUUCCCCAUUGCUUUGUAUUUAGUUCACUAAAUACUACAUUACUAUGACAGUGAGGCAAACAAUUCUAAAUGUUGCUUUCAGCAAAGUACAUUUUAAUGAUAAUCAAAAUAUUCCCUGUCAUUUGUCCUUCUGUAUCAUUUCUAUCAUUUGCCUAUGUUUUGUCAUGUUGCCAAAAUUAUUUGAUUCUACAUUCAUGACUAGUUUUCAGUUCAUUAUUUACAUAUGUUUUUUUACACUUACUUAUGGUUGAAUAAAUAUUGAAACAUUUUCAAACUUACUUUAACAUUUGGUUUGUAUUAUUGCUGCCUCAGUUUGCCUCAUUCUGAUUACACACCCUAUUUGUCAGUGGACUGACCUACUAUCUCUUAUAAAAUGGUCUAAAUCCAUUCCCUUAUUUACCUGGUCACUUAGUUUUUCAUGAAGUGUGCUGACAUUCCUUGUGUGCUUUCCAUUUAUUAAGAUGUGUCACAUUUUUCCAACGUGGUUUUUAUUUUGUACAUUUUAAUUAAUAUUUUAAGAGAACUCCUCUAAAGUGUUGCUCUUCAAUUAUGUGUAAAUUUUAUUAAAAAAACAAAAUAAAUUUAUUAUGUCGUGUUAACAAGGAAAUUUAUGUAAAGCAAACAGACUUCAUAAAUCAAUAGCUUAUUUUUAAUAAGGGGAAAAGAAAUUAAGAUUCAAAACAUAAUUAUGAUAAGGCUAAACCCAGAGCCACAUAGCUAUCAAUGUUCUGUGUUUUUUCUUCAAUGUACUCUAAUAUUUUUGAGUGAUAUUCCUACCAUACACAUAGAAGGUCUUCUUACUCAAGUGUAGUGGUCACUAAUUUCAAACCAAUAUUUGAUACUGUGUAACUAUUUAAAUGUAAUGCCAUGUAAGUUUUGUUUGUAU